AUGGUGUCUUCACAAAAACGUUCAGAAAACGUUUCCGUUUCAACUUACUUCAGAACAGAAGCACUGAAUGAAUGGAUCAAGAACAUUAGAUCUAAGAAAAUUUUUAAGAAAAGACAAUCAAAAGGCCAAGAUUUAAGGGCUAUUGCAAUCUUAACCCACACUUUACUUGAAAAUCAAAAAGUGUUACGUCAAAAACAGAAAGAAAGGUCACAAAGAUGGACGGAGCUUAAAAAGACUCUAGAAAAUGGCCAUAAUAAUGAAAAUUGUGAAUUUUCUUCGAAAAGUGAUUUAACAAAAGCAAAAGAAGAUGAACAAAAGAAAAAUGAGAUCAAGGCUUUGUGGAAGGAAGAACUAGACGAUAUAGAUAAUUUUAUUAACGAUCUCAAUUCAAUUAAAACAACAUUAGUUAGAUAA
Molecule: messenger RNA, 414 nt
Organism: Clunio marinus
Lineage: Eukaryota; Metazoa; Arthropoda; Insecta; Diptera; Chironomidae
Source: the annotation of a GenBank genome assembly